Messenger RNA from Suillus subalutaceus, 3176 nucleotides. RefSeq lists its product as uncharacterized. Bases 264 to 2867 code for a protein of 867 amino acids. NCBI's taxonomy places the organism in Eukaryota, Fungi, Basidiomycota, Agaricomycetes, Boletales, Suillaceae. Gene Ontology annotation, molecular function: microtubule binding. The record is from RefSeq and is a predicted model, not a curated record. Gene Ontology annotation, biological process: nuclear migration along microtubule; establishment of spindle localization; mitotic spindle orientation checkpoint signaling. The transcript is spliced from 6 exons. Gene Ontology annotation, cellular component: spindle pole body; mating projection tip; cell cortex.
UACGACAGACUACGAUCACAUCAUAAUUACGAUACUGGCUGCACAUUAUUCACGAAAAUUCAAGAGCCCAAUAACGGCAGAGAUAAGUCAUCGGUCACCGUGUAGUCAAGGGCGAGGCUUAAGCUUUGUUCUUGACUCGGAAUUAUUCGCUAGCCUUCAAGAGCUUACACCUGGCUGGGCGGGUCCUCCAACCGCGGUCCAUCGACCUAACAGUCAAUAGCUGCAGUUCACAUUAGAAGUUUAUAUAACUGUUCGCAUUAGAAAUGGCUACCCUUCUUUCACCAGCCUUGUCCAUGUCCACCUCCGACUCUACCCCGUUCUCUCAGUACCAUUCUCUUCGUCCGUCUCCAACACCAUCAUCAAGUUCUUCUUCAUCCAGUGACUCUUUGAAUCACGCAGAUGAAGAAAAUCUCACCAUUACCGCGUCGCGUUCAUUGCUCGCGAGAAGCAAGGGGAAGGGAAAGAGCCACGAAGACAUCCGUCUUCUCGCCAUUUCUACACACAUCACCGAACUCUCGUAUAGUAUAUCGGACAUCCAGACGCGUAUAUUUGGUACGCGACUUCUUAGUCCCAUCCGUUUCUUACCCACACAAUCCUCAGAAAUACAGGAACUACGACAUAAGUCUCAAUCUUCAGGUGAUGCAGCCGCCACUACCGUCGUCAUCGACAAGGCUCUUAUGACUCUCGACGAACGCCUUGAGGCUGUCGCCCAUGGCAUGAAAUCCGUGUCUGAAUCUGUUGCCCCCUUCCAGAACCAGCCCAAUGGUACCCCCGACUCCGAACAAGCUGCACUGGUCCGCAAGCAUGCAGUACUCGUCAUCGAGUGGGAAACCGUGCAGAAUGACACAGAUGUUCUCAGGGAGGAGCUGAAAGAGGAUAAGUGGCUCACUGUGUUCAGAACCGUCACAGAACAGGCGGACGGAAUGAUGGGAAGCUUGGAGAAGGCAGUCAAUCGUUGUCAGGAUUUUAUUUGGCAGGUACACCGAGGAGGUGCAGAUGAUUCAUUCUCGCAGUCCUCAUACAGGGGCUCAGUUAGUUCAGACAAGAAUCCCCUGAGCAUCGAGGUAUUCAAUGAGUUGCUCAGCUCGUUCGAAGCAAAGAAGAAGCACUACGUCCCGGCCACGUCCAAAGUACUUGCGAUCAUUGACAAUGGGGUGCAGAAUCGUGUCACAAAGAACGGGGAGACACUCCGACGACAUGGAGAAUCCGCUAAGAGGUGGCGGAUCCUCAAGGAGCGAAUGGCCAAGACGGAGAAAGAGAUGGAAGCUGUGCGAAAGAUCCUCACGGGUGUUGAUGUGGCUCGAAGCGAAACAGGUUCCACAGCAAAUGGGUAUCUUGCAACGCCCUCUUCGAAAGGCCGUGCACCCAGCCGAGCAACAAGUUCUACGAGCACUCUUUCGCGGAGCAUAUCACCACUGAGGAAGUUUGCAAGGAAGAUCGCUGGUCAUGUACGGUCGCCUCCGGCCCCCGUCACUCCCUUGCCUGUAUCACGAGAAUUGUCUUCGGUGUCAAGAGACUCUUCACAAUCACAGGGUCCGUCAUCGGAGCCGGUUAAGACACUACGACGACAACGCACCUCUAUAUUCGCAUUCAAUCGGUCUACUAGUGGUGCCCCACUUACACCAGAGAAAGGACACAAAUAUAGCCACAGCCUCACACCCGAGUCCUCCCCCGCCUCCAAACGUCUUGACCGUAUCGACGACCCAAAUUCAACUAUGAAACUGAAAAUGUCUAAACAGCCGUGGAACAGCUCAACAAAGGUAGAGGUGCCGGAUCCUGCGGCGACCAUCAAGCCCACUCCUCCAAAGCGGCCAAACACAAAGUCUAUCCUCACCCCGGAAUAUGCCCCUCUUGUGCCGGGCACACCUUCACGAAGGAGCCUCAGCCGUUGUUCAAAUGCGUCUUCACGGCCUUGGUCUCCUGUAACUUCAUCUGUAUCUACGAACCCUUCUAUACCUCCUCUUCCACCUCUACGUCCACCAUCACGAGCUCAAACGCCCAGCCUUGGGACGACACCACGCCCACGGCCCAAGACCCCGAGUCAAAUUCCAGCCCCUGCGCUACACUGGCGCCCCGUGUCUAUGCGGCAGCCUGAUACUGACGACGAGGAAGAGCUCACGACUCUUAUGCAGCGCGCAUUUUCUCCUCCGCAUACUAAUACAUCUCCCAGCACUUUCCGUUCACAUACCCAGAGCGGCAUACGCAUACCCCCACCGCGCCCUCCAAGCCGGUCGCAGAUACCCCUUCCCAGCGUGCACGUCUCCUCCGAGUCGCGUCCCUCGUCAACGACGUCCUUCUACCGCCCCCAAAGCCCACUUACCCCAGGGUCUCUUCUCAGGGCACAGACGCCCGAGUCGCAAUUGAAAGCAAAAGCUCAACAGGUCCAGUUUUACGGGGGCGCAGGAAACAGCGGGAUACGUACAUCUGCGCGGCAGACUGUCGCAGGGAAGCUCCCUCCUUCAUCGUUCCGCGAUUCGUCGACGACCCGGACGCCCAACUCGCGUCCGGGGUCGCGUUCAGGGUCGUACACACCCAUGGAGCGCGACCCGUUACACUUGUACGUCCCCGCGAGUGACAAGGACCCACUCGACGUGGAGGUGGCGGCGAUUGUGAAUGCGAUUCCGCACGGGCUACUGAUUGAGCGUGUGGAUCCCCCGCUCAAGGCGCCGCCGAAGGAGGGAGAGGAGAUUAGGGCGUCGUAUGCGAUUUCGAAUAGUUUGAGCCGGAAAGUGGUGACUUGCAAACUGACGACGCUGACGCGCUCCGGGGCAAGGGGGGGUGGGAUGUCGAAGAAGGUUAUGUGUCGGGUUGGAGGAGGCUGGCAAGAUUUGCAGCUCUACAUGCUCAACCGUCAGGCAGGCAUGUAGGCUUGAACAAGGAACGGAUACCCAUGCAUACCUGAAUUAUUUUUACAUUUUGCACUUUUUCACAUUUCAUCAAUCACGAUUCAGAACGGUCGCACAUAAAGAGUCAUUAGUCGCGGAACAAGUUUACUGUAUUGCAUCAUGAUUAUAUCCUCAUGUUCAUUAUGUCCGCAAACGUUUUGUAGCAGUUUUCUAUUUCUUGUUAUCCUGGCCAGGGUUUAGUUACGACUUGCUAUUGAAUUGCUAUGAUGUUUAGCUUACGAAUGGUGACUUUACGCGUACAUGUCGAUUCAUCGAAUGUAUAAAUGUUAC